This is a messenger RNA of Galeopterus variegatus (Sunda flying lemur), 1597 nucleotides long. Its product is annotated as glial fibrillary acidic protein-like. Gene Ontology annotation, biological process: regulation of chaperone-mediated autophagy; intermediate filament organization. Gene Ontology annotation, molecular function: structural constituent of cytoskeleton. NCBI's taxonomy places the organism in Eukaryota, Metazoa, Chordata, Mammalia, Dermoptera, Cynocephalidae. The record is from RefSeq and is a predicted model, not a curated record. Gene Ontology annotation, cellular component: intermediate filament; cell projection; cytoplasm.
CUAUGCCAGGGGGCGUUGCCAGGGGCAGCCUGGGCAGCGCCAGUCCAGCCCAUUCCUCCAUAAAGCCCUCACAUCCCCAGAGUGAGCAGAGCCAGGGCAGGAUGGAAAGGAGACGUGUCACCUCGGCUGCUCGCCGCUCCUACGUCUCAUCCGCGGAGAUGGUGGUGGGGGGCCUAACUCCCGGCCGCCGCCUGUGGCCUGGCGCCCGCCUCUCCCUGGCUCGAAUGUCCCCUCCACUCCCGGCCCGGGUGGACUUUUCCCUGGCUGGGGCACUCAACGCCGGCUUCAAGGAGACCCGGGCCAGUGAGCGGGCAGAGAUGAUGGAGCUCAAUGACCGCUUUGCCAGCUACAUUGAGAAGGUGCGCUUCCUGGAACAGCAAAACAAGGCGCUGGCUGCCGAGCUGAACCAGUUGCGGUCCAAGGAGCCCACCAAGCUGGCUGACGUCUACCAGGCCGAGCUCCGUGAGCUGCGGCUGCAGCUUGAUCAACUCACCGCCAGCAGCGCCCGGCUUGAGGUCGAAAGGGACAAUCUGGCCCAGGACCUGGGCACUCUAAGGCAGAAGCUCCAGGAGGAAACCAAUGUGAGGCUGGAGGCUGAGAAUAACCUGGCUGCCUAUAGACAGGAGGCAGAUGAAGCUACCCUGGCCCGUCUGGAUCUGGAAAGGAAGAUUGAGUCACUGGGGGAGGAGAUCCGGUUCCUGAAGAAGAUCCAUGAGGAGGAGCUGCGGGAACUGCAGGAGCAGCUGGCCCGACAGCAGGUCCAUGUGGAGCUGGACAUGACCAAGCCAGACCUCACAGCGGCCCUGAGAGAGAUCCGCACACAGUAUGAGGCAGUGGCGUCCAGCAACAUGCAGGAGGCAGAGGAGUGGUACCGGUCCAAGUUUGCAGACCUGACGGACGCUGCUGCCCGCAACACGGAGCUGCUCCGUCAGGCCAAGCACGAGGCCAACGACUACCGGCGCCAGCUGCAGGCCCUGACUUGCGACCUGGAGUCCUUGCGCGGCACGAACGAGUCCCUGGAGAGGCAGAUGCGCGAGCAGGACGAGCGCCAUGCGCGGGAGGCGGCGGGUUACCAGGAGGCGCUGGCCCGGCUGGAAGAGGAGGGGCAGAGUCUCAAGGACGAGAUGGCCCGCCACCUGCAGGAGUACCAGGACCUGCUCAACGUCAAGCUGGCCCUGGACAUCGAGAUCGCCACCUACAGGAAGCUGCUGGAGGGCGAGGAGAACCGCAUCACCAUUCCUGUGCAAACCUUCUCCAACCUGCAGAUCCGAGGUCAGUAAAGCAAGGUGUGGGAGGGGUGUUGGAUUCCUGCCCCCUCCCCCAGGCCAAGGGGCCACUCUGGCCUGGGGCUGAGGACCAAGGCAAAGGGGUCCGGACUCCCUUUGCGGGCCUUCAUGAUUCAUCUCAGAGCUCCCAGCCAGAGUACACCAUCCCAGGGCAUUUCCGAGUGGGGCUUGCAGCCACUCCUGUCCUGCUCUGCCCUGUGCCCCAUACCCCCUCCCUGCACCCCAUUCCACUGCAGAACUGAAUGAGGUCUUAACCUCUGCCCAGUCUGCAGAUCCCUGAGCAAACUCUGCCCUUCUGAGUGUUUUCUGUU